UAUAUAUAUUCUCAAACAGUUUGUGUACAAGAUAGAUUUAUUAGAGCUAAUGACACUAUUAGAAACAAGAGAAAGGAGCGAAGGGAGAAAGAGUUAAAAAAAGGCUGGGAAGGAAGGAAGAAAAGUCGAAGAAAAAGAAACGGGCGAGCGCAGAGAUUGGCGCUCGCGCGCACUGCGCCGCGACCUUUAAUGGGCGCUGAUGGGCGCAGCCUCCCUGGAACCUGGAAUCCGAUUGCUUCCCCCCCAGUCGCGGAGAAUCCGUGUUCCCGGUCGAGACACGAUUCUAUCUCUCUCUAUCUCUCUCUCUCUCUCUCUUUCUCUCCUUCCCUCCCUCCCUCUCCUCUUCUCUUUCUGUUUUCUUUUCCGCGAGAUAUAUUCACGGGGAAGAUCGUCCGUUUCGUCGGUGUCCCGACCGGCGUUUCGAACGCACUGCCGCACCUCCGUGCUCCGUCCGCCCCGAAAAAGUAGCUCGCGCGCGCCUCGCUACGCACAGAGGGGUUGCCGAUAGUGUCGUAGGCCAGCGUGAAAGCCGUUGACCCGCACGCGAUCAACCCCUCCGCUAUGUGAAUUCGCACUUAUUUUGCGACUUUAAAAGGUGCGCGCGUGAGAACGUCUUUUCGCGUCGCUAGGUCGUUCGUGAUAGGAAAACACUGAAACAAUGUCCUGCAUGCGUCGCCGCUGUUUCAUCGUCGUGACAGCGUAGUCGGCCGCUCGUCUUUAAGAUACCGACAAGUUCCUCGCUUCUUUCCGUCAGCUCCGGAAUUAUAUUAAGUGUGUGUGUGUGUUUACCUCUGACCGCGAGUUAGUAGAGUAAGAUGAUUAUGUACACGGUCGCCGAAGAUCAUAUGGGCGAUAAUGAGAUCGCGCAGGUGAUCGCGUUCAUAUGCGGGAUCAUAGUGAUACUGUUAAUGAUAAUGGGUCUUGCAUCUACCGACUGGCUGAUGGCUCUGGGCUGGAGGCAGGGUUUGUUCGCUCACUGCAUCGAGGAAGGUGCCCCAACACCUCUGCCUUUCAAUAUGCCUGAUCCUCCAGGAUGUUAUCAAGCCAGAGAUAACGCUUAUAUAAAAGCAGCCGCUGCCUUGUGCGUGGUGUGUCUCUUGACAGAUAUCGCUGCGACGAUUCUCACUGGGCUUGGCUUGCGAACGCAAGAUCACAGGGAUAAGCACAAAUACUACAGAUUCGCAGUAUUUUGUAUGGGUAUUGCACUGGUGUCUCUUUUGAUCGCACUGGUCAUAUAUCCUGUAUGCUUUGCGGCAGAACUGAAUCUCGGUAAUCGCACCAUGUGGGAAUUUGGUUGGGCAUACGGAGUCGGUUGGGGUGCAGCUAUUUUUCUGUUUGGAGGAGCGGUACUGCUGCUGUGCGACAAGGAAAGCGAAGAAAUUUAUUACAAGGAAAGAAAAAUCGUUCGCGACGACAUUGGAGGCGGUAAUUCCAUGAUCGGUAUGGGACAUCACGCCGGACGAAGUGGAACGCAGCUAGCCUAGUGGCAUUGCUCCCUGCCCGAUGUUGUUCUCUAGGUGAUUUAUUUUUCUGCUCUCACAGUUCGACACGGGAAGACGUACAUGCCUAUGAGAAUACUUGAGAGUUUUCGUUAUCGGUGAUUUCGAGAUAUCCGGUAUAUAGUGAAUCUGUUCAUUAGAUGAGUAUUCGAGUUACUAUCAGUUUAAUAUAGGAUACAUAAUGUCCUAUUAAAGGAACGACAAAUAUUUCGAUCCUCUUAUUUCCGACUAUUCCUGAUUUAGCAAUCGCAACUUUUAUACAACAAUUUUGGGACCAUUAUUAGCUGAAUUCCGUUACACUUCCUACAUUGUGCAUAAUCUUGAACAAUUUUAUACACACGCGUGCGUUCGCGUAUAUAGUGUUUUUACUGUGAUUUAAAAUUGGAAAAUUUAUGUCCACACGUGACGAUGCUGCAUUUAUUAUCAGUCAAAUUGAUAAGGAUAUUGUAUUUAUUAUUAUGUCUAACAUACAAAGAAUCUUUUUCCAGCGUAAAUUUUAAGUUUUUUACGCACAAAUGGAGACACGUACACAUACACAUAUACGCCAAGUUCGGAUUCAAUUUGUUUUUGAAUGAAGUUUCAUCCGACAUCUUCUCCUUUAAUAUCGAGUAUUAAAUAAAGCCAAAUAUGAA
Molecule: messenger RNA, 2131 nt
Organism: Dinoponera quadriceps
Lineage: Eukaryota; Metazoa; Arthropoda; Insecta; Hymenoptera; Formicidae
Product: transmembrane protein 47
Exons: 5
Coding region: 816-1484 (222 amino acids)
Biological process (GO): cell-cell adhesion
Cellular component (GO): membrane; cell-cell junction
Source: RefSeq, a predicted model, not a curated record